This is a messenger RNA of Fonsecaea erecta, 1149 nucleotides long. RefSeq lists its product as hypothetical. The transcript has a single exon. The record is from RefSeq and is a predicted model, not a curated record. NCBI's taxonomy places the organism in Eukaryota, Fungi, Ascomycota, Eurotiomycetes, Chaetothyriales, Herpotrichiellaceae. The coding region runs from base 1 to 1149 and encodes 382 amino acids.
AUGGCAGACACAUCCGACUAUCCCGAUGAUAUUCAAUUCGCAGGUCUUGUACAAGCAGCAACUGCAGCGGCCGACGCACAGAUUCGCGACCCGUCGUCACUGGGAAAACGAAAGCGGGAUGACCAUAAUGUCAUUGAACACGUUCCUACACUAGACGAAGACGGCGUUGGAGACGCUCCUGAUCCCGCAGCUGCGUCGAGUCCUCCGCACCUCCAAAGUUCUGCAUCUGUCUUGUUCCGAGAACCUUCGACGAAGAGUAGGAAACACAGCAGGCCAUCGCUUGGGAAAGUCUUUGCAUCUUUGGAGCUGGCUCCUGAGAACUUCUUACGGCUUCAAUCUGCUGCCAAGGCAUUCAUGCUGGACGAGGCACACCCUGAGCGAAGAGCAGUUGUAGCACCCAAGAAAAAUGCAGGGGGCUCGGAACUGGCCAAGUUAAACUUGUGGAAUUGUGUUGAUGAGUUCCUCUCCGCCCACGGCUAUGGGGAGAAGUAUUUCGCACCUGGGGUGGGAGGGGGCAUUCCUGGAGCACCUCAAAGAACCGUCUUCUGGCCUCAGGACAGCCAGACCAUCAUAAAGCUAAUGAUGCCGCUUAUGAGGAAAAUGGUCACCAACGAGCGCCAGCGCAUCUAUGCCGCCGCGACUAGGAAACAAGGGUCAGCAAAAGAAUCGGGCGAGGAGCAUUCGCCAGUAGCUGUGGACGAGUCUAUCAUGUCUGAUGGCAAGGCUCCUGAGGCAAAUUAUCCGGACCAAGCGAUUGAAGUACAUCCACCGAUACCAGAGCAACAAGACGUCCCGAGCUUGUCGCCACAUAUGUCACAGCCGACCACGACUUUCAAGCAAUCAAUUCUCCUCCACGUCAACGUGGUGUCAAAUACUGGUGGAGCGCUGAGACGGGUGAUACCACGGUUUAGCUUGACGCCAGACGCAGCUCCUAGCCUGUCAGCUCUACUCGUCGAAGUGGAGAAAAGGUACACAUUGCCGGCGAGAACGGGAGAUGCCCCUGGCGUGCAGAGCCGUCCAAUCGUCAAGGUGUGGCUCACAGAUGGUCUGGUAACAGUGGUUGAGGAUGGAGAGUGGAUGGUUGCGCUGUUGAGCGCUGGAGUGGUUGACUGGAUGGACGGUGAGGUUCGAGUGCUUGUUGAAGUCUGA